This is a messenger RNA of Glycine soja, 426 nucleotides long. RefSeq lists its product as uncharacterized. Bases 1 to 426 code for a protein of 141 amino acids. Lineage: Eukaryota; Viridiplantae; Streptophyta; Magnoliopsida; Fabales; Fabaceae. The transcript has a single exon. The record is from RefSeq and is a predicted model, not a curated record.
AUGAUGUUCGCCAAGAAACGUUCCCGGCGAGGCGUCGUUUCAUCGUUGCCGAGCUCGAACGCGAAGAAGCUAUUGAGACUGCCGCACGUGUUCGCGAAAAUACUAGAGCUUCCUUUUCCUUCAGAAGACGACGUUUCCGUGGAGGAAACGCCGCAGUUUUUUCGGUUCGUUGCGUCGUGCAAUGCCGAUGGUGGCGUGAGAGCUCUGGCGAUCGACAUUUUUCCGGGGAUAACGAAAAUCGUGAUAAAGAGAAUGGACGGUGGUGACGUGGCGGUUCCGGGUCAGCAGCAGCAGCAGGUUCCUUCUGGCUUUGGACUGUGGCGGUUCCGGCUUCCGCCGUGGACGCAGCCGGAGAUGGUUACCGCCGUGUGCAGCGGCGGGAAGCUGAUGGUGACGGUGCCGAAGAUCAAGAGCAGAGCAAACUGA